CAAAGGAAAAGUGGGGUGAAACUGUGAAUGUAUAAAUUUCUAUUUCAGUGUUGUUGUUCAAGCCUGCAUUCCCGUCCCAUGUGGCUCACCUCAAAGUGGAGCACACAGGAUGAAAAACACUGAAAACAGCUGGUAGAUGUCGGUGUGUUUCCACAGUUGGAGAUUCCUAAGCAUAUCAACACCCAUCAUCAAUGAGGUCUCGAGUAAGGAUAUCACUGCUUCACUGCACAGGAAUGUCCUGUCAUGGGGUGUGUGGCGGGGGCAAAUGGAGAAGGAGAGUGUGUCCCUUGGAGAAUUAACACACUCUGUCUGUGCUGCAGAUAGUGGACAUAACAGUGGAGUUUCCAACCUGUUCAGGAUUGCAAGUGUCCCAUAUGUGGUGGAAAGGAGUCCAAAGACAGCAUUUUCUUACUUCACCAUCGCGGCCUCACAGGUUUUGCCAUCAAGUGCUUCCUCAUCUGGACCCUGUGUCUUCAUCCACCCCAGCGGAAAAUGUGAAGGUGUCACCUGCACCAAAAUUACCAGAAACUUUUGGAGGAAGAGUCUCAUCCAUGCCCAUGAGCAAGAUGAGAGCGUCAAAGUCACAACCAGGAGUGUGCGGUCCGAAUUCUACCAUUGCAACGCCUAAUGAUGUCAGACAGGCCUAUUCACCAGAUGAUGGAUUGGCUGGGAGAGAUGGAGAAAAAAGGAAAGUACAACUUGUACAGUGUAGCAUAAGUCUCAAAGAGGGCGACAGAAAUCAGGAUGUGACAGGUGACUCCGUUAUGAAUCUUUCCUCACAGCCUUCCUACCGCUCUUGUAUCCACCUUGAGGUGCCUCUGAGGUCCACUAGGUCCGUCGUGUUUUUAGACAAGUCACUUUCCAUUCCCCUCGUGGAACUCGAAGAAAGAAGAGCAGGGCAACCCACUCUGUACAGGUCGAUGUUGUCUGUUCGCCUUGGUGUUUCAUCCUGCCGCAGAUCAUCUACCUAUAGCAAACCAGCCAAAACAAAUGAGGGUUAUAGAAGACCUAGAGUGACCACGUUGGACCAUAAACGCUAUGGCCGCAGCAGUAGUUUGGGUCACUGCGGAUGCCCUAUAUCAAAGUACCGGGGCUGCAAGGUUGAGCAAAUAGCACCCGCUCAUGAUGUUGACAGCAAGGCUGAUGAUCGAGGCACACAGCGCCACAGCGAUACUUUGGCAUUAUUGUCAUUCAGAGGGCCAAACCCCUCAAACACAAAGGCUGGAAGGCAGAAGGGGAAUGCAGAUGAGGCAGCCUUCCUUACCCAGAGCAAUUUCAGGCACAGGCAGAAGGCUUCCAAUACUGGCGCAGUGGACUCUCAAGCGUGGAGCAAGCAAGCAGGGUGUGUCCAGAAAUCGAAAGGACAAGAUCAGGACUGUUCCACAGAGCCUCAGAAAUUCUCUGCUUUGAACACAACCUGUCCUCCACUGAAGGUUGACUCUCUGGAAGGGACAUCCAAGACUCUCAGCCUCAGAGAGGCUUUGGAGCUCUUCAGGCCAGACUUCAUCAGUCGAUCUCAGGGUCGGGUGAGGAGGUUGGAGCAGAGGGCUAUGAGAAGAAGAGCGCUGCAGGACUCCAAUCCAGACUUGGUGCAGAGCCUCGGGGACGAUCGAUGCAAACAAAAGAAGAACUGCACCACACCAGAUCCACUUAGCGAUAACCUUUUCAAGCCUAGAGAGAGGUCUAUAUCAGGCAGAGAGAUGCAGCUGAGGUCCAGACGGAUUUACAAGAAGCUUCCAGAGGUGACAAAGAAAAAGGAGGAGGAGAAAAAGAAGGCUCUAUCACAAACCAACAGAUUGCGAGCAGAGAUCUUUAAAAAGAGACUUCUGGACCAGAUCCUGCAAAGAUAAAUGGGCUUAAUUCACUGACCAUUCUGCUUCUUCAUUCCUCUCUGUAUAGAGAGGAAUAUAUAGAUAUGACUUUGUAUUGAAUUCAGUUAAUCUACCAUGCAAAUCAAUGCUGUGCCUGUGCACAGGUAUUAAUUUUAUUAAGAUUCAAUUUUGGGUAAAUAUCAUGUUUUAUCUUUUGGUGUUUGCAUUUUGCACAUGAAUGCAACAAAAAUGGGGCUUGAAAUAAGGCUUUAUAUUAACAAGGUUUAUUUUAAAAGCAGUGCAACUACACUAAAAACAAGUACAUUUGUACAUCCAAUAUCUACAACUUAUUAUUCCUUGGAGGUUUGGUGUGGGGUUGGAGCUGAUCCCAGCUGGAUUUGGGUGAGUGGCAGGAUACAUCCUAUAGUCACAAUGCAGAUUCCACACAGAACGGCUAUAGCCGGUGAGUGAGUUCGAGCCUACAAUGUUUUUGAUGUGCACGAUAGUGUUGAUGUUAUAACAAAACAGCACACUGAGCUUAAAAUAAGUAAUCUGAAAAAUGAUAAAUGUAUUUGCACUUCUACCGGAAAUCAGAUAAAAGAAAGAAAUUAAUCCUAGACAAUAAUUAAAAUGUAAAAUGUAUGGCAAGAAUGUAACAGUGCAUGCUUCAAACUUUCUUAUAAUCUGAUUAUCAGAUCAAUUAUUAUUAAUGUUGUUGUGUGCAGACGCACAAGCCCAACCUUCUCACCAGCCUGCAACACACUGAUAAUUUAAAAAAAUGAAAAGGAUGUGACAGUUUAAAAGAUUAAAUGAAAUGAAACUGGGAUGUAUUGCUGCUUAAAUUAACAACCAGUGCUUAAAUGCAACACAGAUUAAUCUUAUAAUUUUACAAAUUUGUUUUUUGAUGACUUGAUUCCUUAGCUGAAAUCUCAUUUUUCUCUAAUGUAUCUCAAAAUGAAAUAAAAGUGCUCC
Molecule: messenger RNA, 2783 nt
Organism: Scatophagus argus
Lineage: Eukaryota; Metazoa; Chordata; Actinopteri; Scatophagidae
Exons: 8
Coding region: 375-1850 (491 amino acids)
Biological process (GO): regulation of centriole replication
Cellular component (GO): centrosome; cytosol; centriole
Source: RefSeq, a predicted model, not a curated record